AUGUCGCGAGCAACUUGCCCACUCACCUUCCCAGUGAGCUUCCAACUCCUGAGUGUGGUGCUGGUGCUGCUUUUCCAUGCAGAGGGCAUACGUGCAGAAAGCCCCAGCGAACUGCCAGUGAACGACACCGAGGAAUGCACUGGCUCAUAUAUCUGCAAAAAGGGUGUGAUUUUACCAAUAUGGGAACCCCAAGACCCCUCAUUCGGUGACAAAAUUGCUCGGGCAACAGUGUAUUUUGUAGCAAUGGUGUACAUGUUCCUGGGAGUAUCUAUUAUAGCUGACCGCUUCAUGUCCUCCAUUGAAGUCAUUACCUCCCAAGAGCGGGAAAUAACCAUCAAGAAGCCCAAUGGUGAAACCAGCAAAACCACAGUGAGGAUCUGGAACGAGACUGUUUCCAACCUCACACUCAUGGCCCUGGGCUCAUCUGCCCCCGAGAUCCUCCUGUCUGUUAUUGAAGUGUGUGGCCAUGGCUUCACGGCAGGGGACUUGGGGCCGAGCACAAUUGUGGGGAGUGCUGCGUUUAACAUGUUUGUCAUCAUUGCUAUCUGUGUUUACGUUGUUCCAGAUGGAGAGAUAAGGAAGAUCAAGCACUUGCGAGUGUUUUUUGUUACAGCAGCUUGGAGCAUUUUUGCCUACACUUGGCUUUACAUUAUUUUAUCUGUAUCUUCUCCUGGGAUUGUGGAGGUUUGGGAAGGCUUGCUCACCUUCUUCUUCUUCCCCAUCUGUGUGGUGUUUGCCUGGAUAGCUGACAGGAGGCUUUUGUUUUACAAGUAUGUCUACAAGAAAUACCGAGCUGGUAAGCAGAGAGGCAUGAUCAUUGAGCAUGAGGGUGACCGGCCCUCCUCCAAAGCUGAUAUUGAGAUGGACGGAAAGGUUGCUAAUUCUCAUGUGGAGAAUUUUUUGGAUGGGACACUGGUGUUGGAGGUGGAUGAGAAAGACCAGGAUGAUGAGGAAGCCAGAAGGGAAAUGGCUCGAAUCCUGAAGGAGCUGAAACAAAAGCACCCUGACAAGGAAAUUGAGCAACUCAUAGAGUUGGCCAACUACCAGGUCCUGAGCCAGCAGCAGAAGAGCAGGGCCUUUUACCGCAUUCAGGCCACUCGACUCAUGACAGGAGCUGGCAACAUCUUGAAGAGACAUGCUGCAGACCAGGCCCGCAAAGCUGUCAGCAUGCACGAGGUCAACAGUGAGGUGGCAGAAAAUGAUCCCAUCAGCAAGCUCUACUUUGAGCAGAGUACCUACCAGUGUCUGGAAAACUGUGGCACUGUCGCCCUGACCAUCGUUCGACGGGGAGGCAACUUGACCAACACGGUGUAUGUUGACUUCCGGACAGAGGACGGGACAGCCAAUGCCGGCUCUGACUAUGAGUUCACUGAAGGGACAGUGGUCUUCAAGCCUGGAGAGACCCAGAAGGAAAUCCGUGUUGGCAUAAUUGAUGAUGACAUAUUUGAGGAGGAUGAGAAUUUCCUGGUCCAUCUCAGCAAUGUCCGAGUGAGCACUGAGGCCUCAGAUGAGGGCAUUCUGGAGGCCAGUCGUAUCUCAACACUUGCUUGCCUGGGAUCACCAUCUACUGCCACUGUCACCAUCUUUGAUGAUGACCAUGCUGGCAUCUUCACCUUUGAGGAACCAGUAACGCAUGUCAGUGAAAGUGUGGGGACCAUGGAAGUGAAAGUGUUGCGAACCUCUGGUGCACGAGGAAAUGUUAUUGUGCCCUACAAAACCAUUGAAGGUUCAGCCAAAGGUGGAGGAGAGGACUUUGAAGACACCUGUGGGGAGCUGGAGUUCCAGAAUGAUGAGAUAGUGUAA
Apaloderma vittatum (bar-tailed trogon) is the source of this 1803-nucleotide messenger RNA. RefSeq names its product sodium/calcium exchanger 1. Lineage: Eukaryota; Metazoa; Chordata; Aves; Trogoniformes; Trogonidae. Gene Ontology annotation, molecular function: calcium:sodium antiporter activity. The coding region runs from base 1 to 1803 and encodes 600 amino acids. The record is from RefSeq and is a predicted model, not a curated record. Gene Ontology annotation, cellular component: postsynapse; sarcolemma; axon. The transcript has a single exon. Gene Ontology annotation, biological process: cell communication; calcium ion import across plasma membrane; sodium ion transmembrane transport.